AUGGAGGACAAAGAAUACGUGUAUCUUGCUGAACUAAUUGUAAAGAAGGAAGACAUCGAUCCUGAUCUUUUUCGUAUAGAGGAGGGAGAGGUUAACAUGCAUUCUAAUACAGCAAGUGGAUUCGGGUAUGUUAGGUCAACCAAUGAGUACAAGGUUGUUAGAAUCCAUUACCUCGAGUAUAAGGAAGGCAAUGUCGAAGUAUACGCACUUGGCAGUGGUUGUGGGUGGAGAGGGAUAGGUAAAAUUUCCUAUCGACUGAAUACGAUGAGGAAAGGUACGGGUAUGUAUGCAAAUGAUGCCAUUUAUUGGACUGCGUACAACAAAGUUGUGGCCUUUGACUUAGCUAAGGAGGAGUUUCGGUUGCUAUCUGUCACACCUUGUAUGCAAAACCGUCAGAGGGGAGAUAUGUGUGGUCUUGCAGCACUUGGGAGGCAUUUGUGUCUUCAUAUGGAUAAAUUACGUUUGGAAAUCUGGUUCUUUAGCGACUUGGAGGAGACCUGGCGCAUGGAGUACAUAGAUUACGAAGCCGUAGUAAUGGGUUCUCGUAAAAGGAACUUUCAGCCUAUUUUAUUUACAAAGAAUGGAGAAAUUAUAUUUUUAUAUGCUGAAUCUAUGCUAUAUUGUUAUGACAUGAGAUCAACAUCUUUGAGGAUGAUUUCCAACGAAGCAUCAACCGAUUAUUUCAGACAUAUUGAAGUAAUUGCUCACGUAAAUACCCUUGCAUCAUUGGAAGCUUUGGGAGAAAAUUCAAAGAGGUACAAGGCUCGUCCACACAGGGUUCGCACCCCAUGGGAUGAUGUUAUUGAUGAGUUGGACCUAGUUGCUCUGGAUGAGGAAAUUGAUACAACACGUUUCAGACUCAGGUGA
Messenger RNA from Papaver somniferum (opium poppy), 867 nucleotides. Its product is annotated as F-box/kelch-repeat protein At3g06240-like. NCBI's taxonomy places the organism in Eukaryota, Viridiplantae, Streptophyta, Magnoliopsida, Ranunculales, Papaveraceae. The transcript has 2 exons. Bases 1 to 867 code for a protein of 288 amino acids. The record is from RefSeq and is a predicted model, not a curated record.